Molecule: messenger RNA, 2797 nt
Organism: Aplosporella prunicola CBS 121167
Lineage: Eukaryota; Fungi; Ascomycota; Dothideomycetes; Botryosphaeriales; Aplosporellaceae
Exons: 5
Coding region: 77-2797 (906 amino acids)
Biological process (GO): telomere maintenance via recombination; chromosome organization involved in meiotic cell cycle; double-strand break repair
Cellular component (GO): condensed nuclear chromosome; Mre11 complex
Molecular function (GO): double-stranded telomeric DNA binding; G-quadruplex DNA binding; single-stranded telomeric DNA binding
Source: RefSeq, a predicted model, not a curated record
UCUUGUCGCCUGUGUAUCCCCGAUAUGACAUUCUUUUCUUCCAUUGAUUGAGCUGGUAUCAUCAAUUGCACACGUAAUGGCUUCGAAACUCUUUACUUGGACGAAAGGUGACCGCCGGCCGGCCACCGAUCUCUACCGUGUCGACGGCCUGGUGCCAGUUAAUGCAUGUGACAACGCAUCGGAUUUGGGCAACGCCAGCAAACGGAGCACAAGGAAACCGCACCCGCUACAGCUUGCAAAAUUAGACUGUUUUGUUCCUCCUUCCACCAUCCACAACGCCGCAGUCACUUCUAUCCCGUUCGGAUCGAAUCUCGUUACCUCCUUCAAUGAUAUGUUGCAUUCUCCUGGCUUCAAUUCCCCGUUCCUCCCGUCAGCUCCGAGAAAACCAGUGCCUGGAAGACGACGAUCGUAUACUGCACCGACCACACCAAUCGCAGAACUGCCCGGUUCGCUUCUGCAAGAGAACCAGGGUUUUCCAGAUACUCCACAGGCAUCUCCGGUAGAGCCUAGGUUGGUGAUAUCUGGAAAUCUGGCUCUAAGCUCGAAAGUUCAGCGCAUGCGUACGGCUCCCGGUGUAGCAAAUCACCGGAAGAGUAUCAGCCUCAACAGUACGGCUUUCAAUAGUAACGCUCAUCAAUUGGCGCCAGGCAUUGCAAGAUCAAAAGGUCAUAGCGCAAGCGGAAGCGUGGGAUCUUGGUGUACUAGCGCUAGAAGCAACAGGUCACGAGAAGAGCUUUCUGAGCACAGUAACCAGAGUUUCAUCAUGCCUACGCCUAUCCCGGAAGACCACAGCUCAGGAACCAAUGCGGAUAAUGCCUUUCCAAUCCCUCAGAUAAGGCAGUCGUCGCAGUCAUCCAUGAUCGAACAAUUGGAGACUACCAUCAUUACUCAGAAAACGAUGAUAGUCACGAUGAGGCAGCAAUUCGUCGACCUGCGGCAAUCUUACGAGGCGCAUGUGACCAGCUUGACGGAGAGUCAUCGCAAAGAGAUUGACGCCUGUAAUACUUACAUGAAAGUGCUUGAAGAUACACGUAAUAACCGCUCUAUGAGCAUACCUCUCACAAUCGACACGAGUACCCUCUUGGCACCAAGUCCAAACCCAAACACAGCCACUGCAUCAGCGACGACCACUCGCUCUGCCCCGACAUCAUUCGAAACAUCUUCUCGGCACUCGCGCUACUCUGGUGAAGAAUUGAGGAAGCGUGGGACAAUCCAGUCCAGAGCGCCAUCUGUAGAUGCUCAAAUUGAAAUCAGGGAACUGCGGAAAGAGUUGGAAAAUGCAAACCGUCAGCAAGAAACCAUGAAUCAACAGCUGGAAGCACUGUCGGCGAAGAAAAAUGCCUACAAGGACAGAGCUGUAGACCUCGAAACGCGCCUUCUCAGUAGCCAAGAGCAGGUUGUUGACCUGCGGGAGGCUGAGUACAGGCUGGAAGCGCAAAGAAGGAGGACUCUGGACUAUGAGAGUAUGCUCAAGAAGGAGCUUGAAGCCAUGCGCUCAAAGCUGGACUCUGGAGCUUCCAAGCUUCACGCGGAAUUGAAUGAAGCCAAGCAACGCAUACAAUCAUUAACAGCGCAGCUCAAUUCCACCAAAGAGCAACAAGUCGAACCCAUCGCAGCGCUCACAUCCCAGAUCAAGACCCUCCAAGCGCAAGCCAAAGAAAAAGACACACAGCUCUACGAGCUCCGGCACACAAACGAAGUCCUCCAGCUCGAAGUCUACGACCUCGACCACCGCAGCGUCGUCCUCGCCGCCGAGCACGAAGAAGCCCUCACGCUGGAAGCGCGCAAACGCAGAAAGCUGACCGAGAAAGCCGCGCACGAGUCCAGCGCGCUGAAAACGCACAUCGCGGCGCAGCAGCGCGACCUGCGCGCGUGCCAGGCAGAGUACGAGCGCUUGCGCAAGCUGCUGCACGCGGAGAUGCGGAAACAGGCGCAGGACGUGCUGGCGAGCGGCUCGGUGCCCGCUGCGAGCAAGAAUGCGCAGAUCGUGGCUGCGGAGGCGAGACGGCGCGUGAAGGCGCUGAUUCAGAGGGAGGAGGGCGGGGAUGGCCAGGCGAAGGAGAUGCAGGAGGUGGAUUUAAGAGAGCGUGUACGGAGCCUGGAGAAGGAGAUCGCGCUGCAUGUCUCCAGCAUCAUUGGCUUGAAGCGCGAUGCCCGCGGCUACAGGAAGGAGGUCAAGCACGCGAACGCGGUGAUCGAGCGCCUGCACGCCGCUGUUGCAGCCGCUGACGCUACACCAAGGCCCAGACUUCCAGCACCACCGCCAAAACGCGAUGAGCGGGCACUCGGGCUGGGCAUCGCGGCCACAGGCAGCAGCAGGGCGUCCUCGUCGACAGCAUCUGGUCUCGGCACCACUAGCCCAAGCACCACCACGCCGCCAGCCUCCUCCUCCGCCUCCUCUGCCUCGUCAUCAGCGUCUACGCCCUCGCCCUCGCCCUCGCCCUCCUCAAACUCGGCGGUCCCUUCGCCUCUCGCGCCGGGGCGCUCGACUAUCCACACCGCGACGGCGGUCACCGUGGCUGUGGCUGCUAGGGCCUCGGCGGGGACGACCGCUACCACUGUGGACAGUGCCGCGCCAGCGACGCCGAUGCCGACGCCGGUAACGGCUGUUUGUGAGCGUGGGGGGUCGGUGACAAAGGUCCAGGCGCGUAUGGAGGCGGCGAAGCGCGAGCAAGAGCAGCUGGAACGGGAGCAGGCGGAGCAGUUGUCCCCGAUUCCGCUGCCCCCGCCGCUGAGGGUCGAGACGGAGAGGAUGAGUAUUUCGAUCAAGUACAAGGAGAAAAUUUCGUACUAUUAG